Molecule: messenger RNA, 2746 nt
Organism: Neurospora crassa OR74A
Lineage: Eukaryota; Fungi; Ascomycota; Sordariomycetes; Sordariales; Sordariaceae
Gene: sub-1
Product: submerged protoperithecia-1
Exons: 4
Coding region: 741-2150 (469 amino acids)
Biological process (GO): regulation of DNA-templated transcription
Molecular function (GO): sequence-specific DNA binding; zinc ion binding
Source: RefSeq, a predicted model, not a curated record
GUCCCCUUGGGUUCCAACAUCUGACGACUCAGGCUGUCACUUCUGGUCCGGAAAUAUACAACUGACAAAAACCCGAAUCCUCCCCAUCAGUCCCCCCCCCCCCUUCCCUCAUCUUGUCCCAUCCCAUCUGCAAUCUCGACAGACAUCCCGUCAGCCCGGGUGGGUUUUCCGACUUUGCAUCGCCUCCCGCAAAUGCCUACAAGAGACGGAAGCAGAACAAAGAGACUUGUUACCUGACCGGACCGAAGGCGUGGCCUCUCUUAUCCACUCGUCACCCAACUCCAUCUCGAUCCCACUCAGAUCUCAGAUCUCCCAUAACCUGAGGUGUGGCCCAGACUGGAUAUCCACCACCACCACCAUUGCGACUCUAGGCCUGUGCACCUCUCUCUGUCUGGGUUGGCAGCCACCACCACCUUUACGUCCAUUCAGCAGCUUCUUGUCUUUUUUCAACUCUUCACCAUCACACUCACUCCACUGCACGACCAACUCCCGCCGACGCCGCACUGGAUGCCAGUAGAUAGAUACUCCUGUCUGCUAGGUACUUACUGUGCCCUUAUAGAGUGUGUACCCGCAAGCGACACCAACGGACUCUCUCUCCGGUCCGUCCCGCCCUUUACGCCCGCCCAUCGAGCUGUUGCGUCUCUUCAUCCCGUCUAUCCUGGCCUCUUCGAGUCAGAUGCUAGUUUGAGCUAGGGGUGCUCUGCUUGGGUUACGACGCCAUUUAUUCUCCAAGACCCGCUAUGGAAGCGGGCGAUUCUGCUGCCAGGCAAAGCGGGAUCCCAACUGCCACCACCACUCGUGAACACUUUGAUCCAGCACGACCAUACAACAACAGAAACAGCAGAGGAGGCACAGCCAUGGCGACGGCAACCUUGAUCAACCCGAGCUCCCAAUACCACUCGCACUCGUUUUCCCACAACCCCUACCACCCCUCGUCCUCCGCAAGCAUUCCCGGCAUGAUUUCGCCAGUCGAUUCCCGGCGGACGUCCGACGAGUCGGAGAACCCUCAUCGACAGUCGCUGCCUUCCAUCUCAGAAGUCAUCUCGGGUACCAAGCCGACCUCCUACCCUCCACAUGCUCCGACCUCACUGCCGCCUACCCAGAGCCUCCCUUCGCCCUUUGCACCAUCUGGUCCGCCCCGAAGUUACGAUGUAGACAAGCAUCCUUCGCCGAGGGCAUUGCAUCCAAGCUCGGGCUUCCCCCGCCCUGAUCCUCUACCCGCUUUCUCUGACCCCGCAAGACCUCAAUUGUCUAGCAGGCCGCCUCCGCCUCCCCCGCUGAAUACAUUUCCAACACAUCAUCAGCACCCCUCGCCGCCAGUGAAGCUUGAACAGAUGGAGGUUGACCAAAGGCAUGCCGAGGCAUCCCCAUUGAGUGCCGGAUAUCCUCAUCAUCCUCCAGGACAUCCAGCGGGGCCCCAUUAUGCGCAAACGGGACGUCUACCUCCUGGCCAACUACCGCUGUCGGCCUACCCUGUUUCCCCCAGGCAUAGUGGACUCGGACUGCCCUCACCAUACGACUCGCAGCACCGACCGCCUAUGUACCCAGAGGAGCAAGAAUAUGGGCAUGGUUAUGCUAGAAGUAGCGAAUACAAGGCUGCCCCAGAAAGAUCCCUGCCGGACUGGUCGUCUUAUGGGGAGAUGAUGUACAUGAAUAAGCAGAUAGCGCACGCUGGGCGCACCGUUUAUCAUUUUGCUGAAGGCUAUGGUGCCGCGGCCCGGGAACAGCAAGGACAGCCGCUUCCAUCAAGGCUACCAACCGAAAGUGAAAUCUCUGUCGUCAUUGACAGCGCAGUUGUCGCGGUCGAGAACUUGAAGAACCUCCGACACCUCAUUGCCCAGAUCAAUUCGGAACGAUCUCGAGAAAAUGGUGGACGCAAGUCCGGAGCCGAGGACGACGAUGUCUCCAUGUAUGGUGACGGCAUAGGAAAGCAUUCGUCUUUUAACGAAGUGAAGAAAAGGCGCGGCCGUGCGGCUCCUCCUGGACGGUGCCAUAGCUGCAAUAGGAUCGAUACUCCCGAAUGGAGGCGCGGUCCAGACGGCGCGAGAACUCUUUGCAAUGCCUGCGGGUUGCACUACGCCAAACUUGAGCGCAAACGACAACUGGAGCAACGAUCUAUUCGACCUAAACCCACCGACGAUCGAAACUAAGUUCACUAUCCGACAGCGAAAUACGAUUACCGCGGGCAUUCCACCUUGGGUCCUGACAAUUUCGAUUGCAGACAGCGGCAUCAUGUAUGCUGAUCAUAUCGAAGCCUUUUUUUUUCGAGUUGCCCAUUUUUUUUUCUUUUUUUUUUGCAGCGCCCAGACAGUACAGACGCAUUCGAGUUGCGAUUAUAUUACAACCUGUUUUAGCAAGCCUUCUUUAUCUUGGUUCUAUGUUGUCUUUUAUACCCGGGGGUCUGGUUUUGGGUUCUGGGCUUGGUCUGGUUGCGGUUCUAGGCGCAGCACAAAGAAGGCAAUGAAAGGUCCGGCCAUAUGAGGGGAUCUGUGGGUUUGUUCAUGAAUCAAUGCAAAAGCCCUUGUUUAUUUCACAUCUUGAAAAAAACAUGUACAUACUUUAUACCCCUUUCCACCGCUGUUUUCCAGAACCGGUAUAUAGGACCGAUUUUGUUUUACGCGAAUUCAGGAUGAAUGAGAGGAGCUGCUAGAAAGCCAACAAGGCUGAGGCGGCUUAUUUUCUCGUUACAUUAUCUACAUACCCACAUCUACAGCUUUAAUUUGUUCCGCUUUUCUGGUAGAGUAAA